CAUCAUCCGGGGUCCCAUGGUCUACGGAAUCUGUUUCUGUCCUGUGUCUCAGCAGGGAGACCUAGAGACUUUGAAAGUAGCAGAUUCUAAAAGUCUGACAGAAGCUCAACGGGAAGAAAUCUUUGAGAAAAUAGAUGCUGCUAAGGAAUAUGUAGGAUGGGCCCUACACAUCCUCUCCCCCAAUUUCAUCUCAACUAGUAUGCAGAGACGGACAAAGUACAACUUGAAUGCACUAUCCCACGAUACAGCCAUUGGCCUAAUCCAGCAUGCACUAGAUUCUGGAGUGCAACUUGCAGAGGUUUUUGUAGACACAGUGGGACCAGCAGAGAAAUACCAAGAAAAGCUAAAGCAGCAGUUUCCUGAGCUGGAGGUUACAGUGAGGGCCAAGGCAGACUCUCUCUUCCCUACCGUAAGCGCAGCCAGCAUUUGUGCCAAGGUAGCAAGGGACCGGAUUGUGAAGAAUUGGAAAUUCUUGGAAAACCUGGAAGAUGCAGAAAUGGAUUAUGGCUCGGGCUAUCCCAAUGAUCCCAAAACUAAAGAAUGGCUCGCUCAAAACCUGGACCCAAUCUUUGGCUAUCCACAGUUUGUACGAUUUAGCUGGAGCACAGCUCAGCUCAUUCUGGAGAGCAAAGCUGUGCCUGUUCAUUGGUAAGUGGAGGAACAAGCUAUGAGGUGGACUGAUGGAUAAAGAUUAUAAUGGAGAGUUAAGGAGAAGUUAAAUAACUUACUAUUCACUGCUGCUACUAUAUACUGUGAUGUGUCAGGAGUUUCAUUCUCAUAGUUUAAUUCUUCCAGAAGGAAGUACGCUUUCUCAAAGGCAGCAAUUGGGUUGGGGAGUUUAUUAUUUAUUAGGUUGUUAUCCUGCUUUUA
This is a messenger RNA of Notechis scutatus (mainland tiger snake), 870 nucleotides long. NCBI's taxonomy places the organism in Eukaryota, Metazoa, Chordata, Lepidosauria, Squamata, Elapidae. The record is from RefSeq and is a predicted model, not a curated record.